Molecule: messenger RNA, 1013 nt
Organism: Metschnikowia bicuspidata var. bicuspidata NRRL YB-4993
Lineage: Eukaryota; Fungi; Ascomycota; Pichiomycetes; Serinales; Metschnikowiaceae
Gene: SYS1
Product: Sys1p
Exons: 1
Coding region: 227-583 (118 amino acids)
Biological process (GO): Golgi to plasma membrane protein transport; protein localization to Golgi apparatus; Golgi to endosome transport
Cellular component (GO): Golgi membrane; trans-Golgi network
Source: RefSeq, a predicted model, not a curated record
ACAAUUACAUCACAUAAUGUCUUGGUUCAGGGCUGAAUAUCUACCGGUUGGCACGAAAGAAAAUUCUGCUAAUACUCCACUACGAAUAUCUUGUCAAAUCUUGCUUCUCCAAUGUUUCUAUUAUCUAGCUGCGUUGGUAGUCUUUUAUUUGGUGUCUCUGCUCAAUGGGUACGACUUCACUGUCAGUUGGGUGUUCUCAUGGGAGUUGAUAGAACCAGAUAAUGCAAUGGGACUCAUUUUGUUUGCAUUGUGGCUUUUCGACUCUCUUCUCUGUGUCUUGUUUGUUACUAUUAUCGUGGGAAGAUCAAAGCUCGCAUGGGACUUUGCAGUGACGGUUCACAUCCUCAAUGUCAUUGUUGUGUGGCUAUACACUGGCAAAUUUCCAGCAUCAUUUCUUUGGUGGUGUUUACAAAUCAUAUCUGGGGUAAUUUUGGUCACGUUGUCAACUUACUCCACAAGAUGGAAAGAGUUGCGCACAACAUUUUUUGAUGAGAUGCUAGAGCAGCAAGAAUUAGGAGAGGUUAGGCAAGAGGAGGAUUCAAUCCACAUGAAUGAUUUGCCUCCGCGUUCAAAUCAGGAUUAAAUGAUGAAAUAAGUCAUUGCAACUGUGUAUGUCAUUUUUUUAUUUUGGGCAAGAUCAUAAAAACCUUUUAAAACGCUAAAUCCUGGACAUUUUUUGGAGGAAACUGGAUGUACCUAUCUACACAUGAACUGUGUUGACGUGUGGAUGAACGAUGGAACGAUUUCAGGUUUGAUUUCCAUUCAAAAUAUGAAAGGUCAUAAUCUUUUUUUUUUUUUUUUUCAUUUUCGAAAGAUAAAGACCACUUCAAAAGUAAGACGCUGGUAGAGAUGUAAGCUUAGUUACUGAAAUAGCAAGACCUCUUUUCUAACGAUGUAUGUGGCUAGUUUAAUAUAAUCAUGUUUUCGGCCACAUGAUACGAUCUUUGUAAAACAGACUUUGGGGCACACAUAUGUGUUUGUGCUCCUACUAAUCACUGACUUUAUAAAAUAAC